UCAGUCACACACUCGACCUCUCAGAUCAACACACAGUCGACAUCUGCAGCCGCUCAGCACUCAAGUCAUUGGCUACUAUGACAGGGCUUCUGCUCCUGUUUUUCCUCCUCUCAUUUGGAGGUCAAAGGUCAUCAGCAUGUCCCCACCUUUGCUCGUGUCAUGGCGGUCAGGUGGACUGCAGCGGCCGCUCUCUCACCUCCUCUUCCCUCCCCUCCACUUUCCCCACUGGGACUACGGAGCUCCGUCUCCAUGACAACCUGCUGACCUCCAUCCCUAACGGGCUGCUGGACGGGCUGACGUCGGUGUCCCUCCACGGUAACCCGUGGCUGUGUGACUGCGGUGUGCUGUACCUGCGGGCCUGGCUGCUGCGUCAGCCCCCCGGACCCUGGUCCCAGCGGGCGGUCAACUGCAGCUCCCCUCCGGCUCUGAGGGGGAGGCUGGUGGCCUAUUUAACGGAGGAGGAGCUCCUGCAGACCUGUCACUACUGGUACUGUGACCUGGCCCUGGCCUCGCAGGUGGCUCUGCUGGUGUUCGUGGGGGUGCAGGGGGCCCUGCUGGUGGCCCUCAUUGUGUUCCUGAGGAGGUUCGAGCUGCUGUCGAAGGAGGCGAGGAGGACCACGGAGGAGAGCUUCAGGGAGAACGACUACACGUCUGUAAAGGACAGCAGCAUCUGACCGCUCAUCAUCUGACACAACACAUGUUUAAGCUCUGUUUGUUUCAGUUGCACAUCCAGUUGAGUACAUGUGUCUUUAUCUUGUGACUUAACCCUCCGGUAUCCCGUCCACCGAGGCCCUUACUAAGCACCAAGUGUGCCUUUUUCACACACUUGUGGAAUAAUGUCAAAAAAUUUUCAUACAGUUUGUUUUUAAUUCUUUUACACUUUU
This is a messenger RNA of Sphaeramia orbicularis (orbiculate cardinalfish), 884 nucleotides long. RefSeq names its product glycoprotein Ib platelet subunit beta (gene gp1bb). The transcript has 2 exons. The coding region runs from base 78 to 674 and encodes 198 amino acids. Lineage: Eukaryota; Metazoa; Chordata; Actinopteri; Kurtiformes; Apogonidae. The record is from RefSeq and is a predicted model, not a curated record.